AACACGCCCCCUCGCCAGCAUCUCCUUCCCAACUCCCAAGAACUCGUCUCCUCUCCUCUCCUCUGCCGCCAGUCCACGCGCUCCCUUCCCCCUCUCGCUCCUCCCUCUCACGGUGCUCCUCCUCCCGGUCUCGCCCGGCAGCUCUCCUAGCAGCAUCUGCAGCCGCCCCCGCUCCUAGUCCGGUCGCGCCAGCCCUGACCGCCGGAGAUCCGGAGUUUUCUUGCUUCUUCGGUUUCUUCUCGCGUGGUGAGGAGGUUGGGUUCUGGAUUGGGGAUCGGCUGGCGCGGGGAUGAAUACGAGGCCGGUGGUGCUCGUCCUCCUCCUGCUCGUCCUCAUCAUCACGUCGCAGUUCGAGUGGAAGCAGCAGAUCGGGGACGCCGCCGACGCCGACCCGGCCGCCGCGCGCCGACGCCAGCAGCUGCUCGCCAGGGAGGACGCCGUCAAGGAAAAGGCUUACAGCCAGUGUAAUCACAGGAGUGAUGAUUCCCUACAUUUAAUUCACAACUGUAGUUUUUCCCUUCCAAAUAAGAUAAUUUUAUCUCAAGAGAAAAAUAUCCAACAACUUAAUCAGCUUAUCGAUAGCCUUCAGCGCCAGCUACUACAUUGCCGUGGCAGCAAUAACACUGUUCAUACAACCACUGUUCCCGCCACUGAAGUAGGUGAAGUUGAGGAACAUGAAACCAUUGACGACGAGAACAGAUGAUCCUCUUGGCAAACGGUUCUUCGAUUCUAGUACAGCAGCCAACAAACCAGAGGUUAACCUGCACCUCGCUCUUAUGGGAUGCCACCUAGUGGACGAUUGAAUCAUACGUCGAUUCACUGUAUUGUACACUUGCCACGACCAGCUAGCGGGUUGUCACCCGUGUAAGCCUGUAGAGAGUUGUAAUCUGUAAUGUGCUGUAGGUCACGGUCACUAAUUCAAUUGGAAAGGUACCUGACCAUUCUUUGUUCCGGUGAUGGAUGAUUCUGCCCUCAAAGGCCAAAUAUAUUGCAGUGUCAUUUUUUGUUAUCUGCCCAUGAAAGGUGAAAUAUUAUGUUGAUGUUCACUGUAUGUCA
Messenger RNA from Panicum hallii, 1056 nucleotides. RefSeq lists its product as uncharacterized. Lineage: Eukaryota; Viridiplantae; Streptophyta; Magnoliopsida; Poales; Poaceae. The record is from RefSeq and is a predicted model, not a curated record. The coding region runs from base 290 to 703 and encodes 137 amino acids. The transcript is spliced from 4 exons.